Messenger RNA from Spea bombifrons (plains spadefoot toad), 2747 nucleotides. RefSeq names its product ectonucleotide pyrophosphatase/phosphodiesterase 1 (gene ENPP1). Gene Ontology annotation, molecular function: dinucleotide phosphatase activity; phosphodiesterase I activity; nucleic acid binding. Bases 19 to 2679 code for a protein of 886 amino acids. Gene Ontology annotation, cellular component: cell surface. The record is from RefSeq and is a predicted model, not a curated record. Lineage: Eukaryota; Metazoa; Chordata; Amphibia; Anura; Pelobatidae. The transcript is spliced from 25 exons. Gene Ontology annotation, biological process: inorganic diphosphate transport; negative regulation of fat cell differentiation; ATP metabolic process.
UUAGUAACAGAGUACAGCAUGGAGGGAAGGAAUGGGGCCACAGAGAUGCAGGCAGAGCCCAUGCUGAAUGCUUUGGAUAUCUCAGAGGAACCCACAAGGGCAGCUCAAAACACAAAAGAGAAGAAAUCUGGCAAGUGGAAGGUCGUGUCUUUGGUUAUCUGUGUGUGCUUGUUAACUGCAAUCCUUGGCUGUAUAUUCGGACUUAAACCAAGCUGUUCAAAAGAAGUAAACAGUUGCAAAAAUCGAUGUUUUGAAAGAAAAUUUGGAAGCUGCCGUUGUGAUGUUGGUUGUGUGGAGCUUGGAAACUGCUGUUUAGAUUAUCAGGAUGUCUGCAUACAGCCAGGUCGUACUUGGAUGUGUGACAAGCUAAGAUGUGGCGAGAAAAGAUUAGCAGGGAGUCUGUGCUCUUGUUCAGAUGAUUGCAAAGAAAUGCAGGACUGCUGUGUUAAUUAUGACUCUCUUUGUAGAGGAAACCAAAGUUGGGUGAAUGUGGACGUAUGUGAAGAUAUUGUAACACCACAAUGUCCACCAGGGUUCUCAAAGCCCCCCGUGCUCCUGUUCUCGCUGGAUGGCUUCAGGGCAGAAUACUUACAUACAUGGGAGGGACUCCUUCCUGUCAUUAGCAAACUGCGAAAAUGCGGAACAUAUACCCGUGCAUUAAGGCCUGUAUAUCCAUCAAAAACAUUUCCCAAUCACUACAGUAUAGUAACAGGCCUUUAUCCUGAAUCCCACGGUCUAAUUGACAAUAAAAUGUAUGAUCCCAAGAGAAAUGCCCUUUUUACAUUGCGUAACAUAGAGAAAUCUAAUCCUUCAUGGUACCUAGGAGAACCGCUAUGGAUAACUGCAAUGAAUCAAGGAUUAAAGACAGCCACGUUUUUCUGGCCUGGGUCUGACGUGAAGAUUAAUGGAUCCUAUCCAAAUUACUAUAAGCUUUAUAAUGGGUCCAUUCCAUUUGAAUAUAGGGUCAUGACUAUUCUUAAAUGGCUGCGGCUGCCUGAAAAUGAAAGACCACACUUUUACACUCUGUAUUUAGAAGAACCUGAUUCCUCGGGGCAUGGCCAUGGUCCAGUGAGUAGUGAGGUGAUAAAAGCACUAAUGAAUGUAGAACGCAUAGUUGGAAUGUUAAUGGAUGGCCUAAAGCAGAUGCAACUAGACAGAUGUAUUAACAUCCUCCUUGUGUCAGAUCAUGGCAUGGAAGAAUCCCGUUGUGAAAAUGUUGUGUUUCUUCAACCGUCGUAUCUUAAGCCAUCCAAAGAAUACAUAGUGAUUGCCGGUCCAGCUGCCCGCCUGAGACCUACUAACCUGCCAGAUGAGUAUUUCACUUUUGACUACGAAGGUGUUGCUAGGAAUCUUACGUGCGGGUGGAAUGACCAGCCUUUCAAAGCAUUUCUUAAGCAUCAUUUGCCAAAACGCUUUCACUAUGCCAAGAAUGACCGGAUUGAAACUCUUCACAUUUACACCGAACCAAAAUGGCAGGUGGCUCUGUCAAAAGGUGAAGCAAAAUACUGCAAUGGUGGAUUUCACGGAUCAGAUAAUCGUUUUCAAAGCAUGCAAGCACUUUUUAUUGGCUAUGGGCCUGCAUUCAAGACUAAAACAGAAGUUGAACCUUUUGAAAAUAUAGAAAUCUAUAACGUAAUGUGUGACUUAUUGGGCCUUGUACCUGCACCUAAUAAUGGAACACAUGGCAGCCUUAACCAUAUCUUGAAACAACCUGUUUAUAAGCCAUCCUUGCCCAGAGAGGUAUCAGAUCCCCUGCAGUGUCCACUUAUUAAGAGUGGACAGGAUAAUGGCCUUGGCUGCUCUUGUGAUUCAUCUGAUCUGACAGUUGAUGGGUUUAAGAAACAAAUAAUCCUUACUUCUUUGGAAGAAGCUGAAACAGCAAAACAGAACCUGCCGUUUGGAAGGCCAAGAGUUUUACAGAAUAGCAGCUAUUGCAUCCUUUACCAUGACCAGUACAUCAGCGGGUACAGCUUCGAUACUCAUAUGCCACUGUGGAACGCAUAUACAUUAGGAAAAAAUGACUAUUCAGCCAAGUCUGUGGAAAAUGAGACUUCAUGUAUUUUUGUCGAUAUACGGAUCCCAUCUGUUUAUAGUCAAAGUUGUCAUUAUUACAAGAGCCAUUAUUCUCUGAAAUAUGGAUUUCUUUUCCCUUUUGUGUCUUCUAGAAAUAACUCUUAUGCUGGUCGUGUCACUAGCAAUAUUGUUCCAAUGUAUCCUGCAUUUAAAGUAAUAUGGAAUUAUGUACACACUGUUCUCUUAAGGAAGUAUGCCAAAAAGAAAAAUGGUAUACAGGUUAUAAGUGGCCCCAUAUUCGAUUAUGAUUUUGAUGGUCUUGCUGACUCUGGAGAACAGAUUUCACAAGCAACAACUGACAGUGGUGUGUAUAUUCCGACUCAUUAUUUCAUCAUAAUCACAAGUUGCAAAAACAUUUCUCAAACUCCUUUGGAAUGCAAAGGUCCACUUGAAGUCCUAUCAUUUGUUGUCCCACACAGGGAAGACAACAGCGAAAGUUGUGAGAGUGACAAAGAUGAAUCCUUAUGGGUCGAAAAGUUAUUUUAUUUCCAUGCAGCUCGAGUGAGAGAUAUCGAACUUCUGACUGGACUUAGUUUUUUUCAUAAUACAAAGAAUUCCGUUGCUGACAUUUUACAACUCAAAACAUUUCUACCUAAUUCUUUAUGAAGGAAAGAUUGUUUAAAAUAUAUUGGUAAGCUGUACAGAGUAAUUGUUUAGUGUAUGCCGACAAUGAA